AUGCGGACCGAGAGCACUUCGAAUUUCGAUGAGGAAUGUGCCGUUUGCUAUUCGCUGCAGGCCACGACUCAUUUCGGCGUAAAUACUUGUCGGUCUUGUAAGUAGCGCCGAUUUUUAUCAGUCGUUUUGCAGGUGCUGCGUUUUUUCGUCGCUCAAUUGUCCUACAUCGAAGUUAUGUGUGUCGGAAUGGCGGGAAAUGCAAUAUUGAACAAGGUAGGUGUGGCUUAAAGGGUCUGCUGUAAAGAUUCUGAAUUUUUGGGCCUUGUUUGUUCUAUAACAUUGUUUGAUACCGCUUAGGCCCUCCGAAAAUCCCGAAAAAUUGAUUAUUCAGCCGCCCCGGAUCUACUAGUCCGUUCGUAUAGUCGCUGUAGUGAUUUUGAUGACAUGCACUAUGUGAAAACCAUGCCUCACUUUGCACUGUGCAACUUCUUGAUUUUCGCACCGUGCAAUAGGCUUUUUUGAUCUGUCCUUCAUACGUUGACUUUUUCCGCUCACGGGGGAAGUACUCCAAUUGCGACGCUCAGAGUUUGAUUAAACUUGGCCCAAAUUUAGAGUAAUUUUUUCUAAGAUAUAUGCGAGAAUCCUAGCUCGCGCUUUGCAGAAACAACCGAGAUUUUUAGAUCGAAAGUGGGCCGAAAUUUUAGACUUUUUGCCGAAUUUUGGUACGAAAAGUUUCAUGCCUAUUUCUACCGUAAAGGAUAAUGUUUCUACAAAAAAUUAAAAUUUUCCAUACGAAACUGCCAAAGUUAUGGCCAAAAAGGCGUUUUCUCUUUGUCCGCUCUCCGAGUUUUGCGUUCUCUCUCGGCGGCAAAAAUCGUUCGAUAUCUCGGCGGCGCCCGCAAAGCGCGAGCUAAAACUUUCAGGCAUUGAUAUUUAGUCCAUACCCGACGUGUGUGCAAAAUUUAAAGAAAAUCUGAGCGUCGCACGUGGAAUACUUCCCCUGUCAGUGUAAACGUUAAAAAUCACUGCAGCGACUUUACGAACGGACUACUACGCCAGACAUAAGAUUCUGACGUCUUGCACUUUUCGGUUCUCUCGUUUUUUUGUCCUUUGUCGCUGACAUCCCCCGCUUCUACUCAAGCGACAAGCCUUUUUUUGGCGUGGCAACUACCGUUUCCACACACGACAUAAUUUUCCGAAUUUCAUGUAGCGAGUAGUAAGUAUCAUUUCCUAGUCAAUAUAUGUUGCAUUAGCCUCUUUUCUCUGUGGCAGAGUCAAAUUAAAGUCAUUCAUUUCAGAUGCCAGAGUGUCCUGCCCGUCUUGUCGCUUCAAAAAGUGCAUCAAAGUCGGGAUGGAAUCGGAGAGUAAGUCGGGUUUUUGUUGUAUCAAAGCACACGAGACUGUUGAUGUUUGAUGGUUGUGUCUUUGUUUUUUUGCGGAGGAAAGUUCUUUAGUUCAGACAGCCAAAAUGCAGGGGUUUUACCGUGUUUCGAAGGCACAUCCAAGGAAUUAAAAAAAGGAUAUCGCCAUGAGAAGAAAGAAGGAUUCUUACGGUAGUUUUUUUCCUUUGUCUUGAAGGAAACCGACAGAGAUUGGUUGCGCUGAAUUCUUUGUUGAUGAUUGAAGAGAAAAAAUCGCGGCGUUUGAAUCUAUUUUAAUAUUAAAAAAGCAGAGACGAAAGGAUAGGUUGAUUUUGCUGAGAGAGAUCUCAUCAAAAUCACUUACUCUCUGGAGAUUAUUGGAGUAGCACUCAACACACAAGCCAGUGUUCUAAGUCUUUUGAGCCCCCUCUUUAAACCCCUUAUCGCCCUUUUCCAGAGAUUCGCCCAAACUUUGACAAAAAUGGUCCCCGACCGGAGGCACUCAAAAAACGAAUCAAACCAAAACCCCCACAAAGUACAGUACUCCCGCAGAUGAUUGAAGGAUAUCGACGGUAUCUGGACGACACCAAGACACUGUACUUUGCAUUUAACCCCGAAAGAGUGUUCAAUGAUGACAUUGUCUUUCGUGAAUCCACUGUUAAAGAGCACUACUUUUUUGACCGCACUGCCGUCGCAUAUUAUGUAAAAAUGUUGAAUCGAUACUUCUGCCCGUUCAAGGAUCUCAGCGUGGAGGAAAAGGUGGGUUUUGACGGCCAAAAACCUCUAUGGUAAAAUUGCGAAAAGAUGUAAAAAUCUCGCCAUGUUUGGAUCUAUAGAACCCUUUUUAGAAGACCAUUUUCGACACCUUCCACUUCCAACUCUCUCUUCUCAACAUGAGCUACCUCAAUACCGUGUAUUUCCCAGACGACGAAAACAAGCAGUUCCUGCAUUUCGGUGGCUACACGGACAUCGUUAACAUGGAGUAUUUCUUCUCCCAAAAUAAAAACCCCACCGAAAUCAAAAAGUGAGUUUUUCUUUCAUUUCUUUUUCCAUUUUUAUAGUACAGGGGCCUGUUUCACGAACGCGAAAUAAAAAAAAUAGAAAUAUGAGUGAGCGAGGGAACAGAGGAAAUGCAUGCGAAACGGGAGAGACGGCAGGAAAAUGAGGAUUGCGCCAAUUCUCAAUCGGAGUGACUUUUUACGUCCAAAAUUACGGAUUGGCGGUAGUAUUUGAGCCAUAACUUUCCUCUACUUGGGCCUACAGGCACCCUCCAAAAAUUCAAAUAAUGCUGAGACUGCGGGCUAUAUAGAUCUAUAAAAAUUUUUGCUCUACCGCCAAUGACAAAGUUACCAUAGGCGUUGUAGUGUUGAAUUCUUCCACUUUAUGACGCUAAAAGGCCUUUUUUCGCGUUAAUUGAAACAGCAAAAAAUUCUAAUUUAUGUCAGUCGAUAGACAAUUUAAUUCUCUACAAAACAUUUUUAGAGGGGCAACUGUAAGCCAUUUUUUGGCUGAGUAAUGACUGAUUUACUUUGACAAUCCCUCGAUUUUCAUCACAAAAAAUCUUUCGAAAGAGCCCUCAAAUCAAAACAAGAGAGAAAUUUUACGGUAAAAAUGGGAUGCGGCUGGACUAAAUCACCCAUAACUUUAUCAGUUGGUGAGAUAUAGACGCCCCUCUAAAAAAAUGAGGUAGCCAAGACAAUUUUCUUUACAAUUAUAUAAAAUUUUAUACUAAUAUUUUAUUAUUUGGAACAAAAACCUAUUUUUAUUCUGAAAAAAAUGAAAAAAUGUUGCAAACUGCUGCACUACUAUAAAUUUGUUCGUUCCGCAGAUCGCCAAACAUCCUAAAAAAUAACAUUACUGUAAACCGCGGACUCAGGUCUAUAUGAUUUUUUUUAAACGGUGUCGAUCCGACAAUUUUGGACCAAGUUAUGAGGAAAUUAAUCUAGAAUUGCACAAAUUUUGUAGAAAAUAGAAAUAUGCGCAAUACUACAGCUAUUUUCGAGCGGGUUUUUGCAACAGUGCAACGAAACUUGCACACAUGACAGUCCAAACAGUUAGCAUUAUUCGAAAUUUUGAAGGGUGAUUCUAUGCCCAUGGAGGGAAAAGUUAUGGCCGAAACACUGCCGCCAACCCUGAUUUUGGACGUAAAAAGUCACUCCGAUUGAGAAGUGGGGAAAUCGUAAUUUUUCUGCCGUCUCUCCCGUUUCGCAUGCAUUUCCUUUGUUCCCUCGCUCACUCAUAUUUCUAUUUUCUUCAGAAAUAUGAGUUUUUGCGUUCGUGAAACAGGCCCCAGAUCCGUCUGUCGGGGAAAUAAUGGACACUCUGUCGCGACAUGUCGCAACAAAAAUCUCAUUGUGCGAUUCCCAUUUUUUGAGCGAUAUCAGUGUGUCGGGAAAAUAAUGUGGAUUUGUAGCGUCAUGGAAUCAAGUACGACCGCCUUUUAUCUUUUUUUCAGUCUGUCGUGAAAAUAAUGAGCGCAAUGUCGCUGCUCCAAUUGCGUCGCUGAAAUGAAAAGCAAUUUAAUUUUGUCGCGAUACAAUUUAUUUUCCCGGCGGCGAUGCAAUUUUCGUCGCGACAGAGUGCUCAUUAUUUUCCCAACAGACUGACAAUUCAAUGCGCCUUGUUAUGCCGUGGUAUGAGCGGUAUUUGGGGCCCUAAGAAAAGCUAGGAUUUUUGGUUCUUGGGACUACUGUAACUUUUACCAUGUUGCAGGGCCUUUUCACACGUCACAGCCAAGUUCCGGAAGAUUGCAACGAAGUUCCGGACGGUGAAAGUUGAUGAGACCGAGGCGGCAGGGAUGAUCGGUGUCAUCCUGUGGCGAGAAGGUAUGGUGAAAAUCCAAUUUUUGUUAUUUUUUGCAAUUUUAGUCUCAUACCAGCUCCCCCACAAAGGAUACGAUGCGAUUUUGGAUAAGGUGGUCAAGGAGUUGGCGGUUCAUUGCCGGAAAACCCAUGGGUCGGACCCUCUGCGAAUCGCCCGACUUAUGUGUUUGUUACGAUGCCUGGAGGAACUGUUGAUGCUCUUGAAUGAGGGCUUGGCAAUGGGCUUUAUUCUGCAUGAUAUGCCGGAGAAAACGACGGAGAUUUUUAAGGCAUAA
This is a messenger RNA of Bursaphelenchus xylophilus (pine wood nematode), 4398 nucleotides long. The record is from the annotation of a GenBank genome assembly. Lineage: Eukaryota; Metazoa; Nematoda; Chromadorea; Rhabditida; Aphelenchoididae.